CUUGACGCGCCACCCUCCCCUGGUUCGCCUCACAUUGGCCUGCCCCUCCUAGCCGACGACCUUCCGCGACACCCGCAAGAUGAGUUUAUGGAAGGAACAGUUGCGCCAUCACUGAUCACCCCUCCUCCGUCUGCUAGCGACCAGGACGGUCUAGGUCUGUUCUUGCAACCUAUCUCGGUCGAUCCGCCACUGGCACGAUCGCCGUCGCCCGAUGACGACGAUUUGCAGUUCCUCGACGUUCAGCUCGAUCCUGCGUCAACCAACCUCGAGGUCGGCGAGUUCCUUCAGCUUCGCGCGAUCCGCAAGCGAGCGCUCUCCGCCGAACGCGACGCACGAUGUGCCGAGGCGGAGUACAGCGAGCACGUCAGCGCCGCGUCGAAUGCGCUUCUGCCGCCACAGCAGACUGAAGGUUCCGAAGUACCCAUACCAGAGGAGCUAGACGCGGAUGAGAAACGCACACGGAAGCGCGACCUGCACAUUGCCAUGGACAUGCGCGCGGAGGCGCGACGGAUCCGCAAGCGGGAGAAGCAGCGGAGCAAGGAGGUGGGCGCGCUGCUCGACCUGAAGAUGGAGCGCGGCGUAUGCCCUGGGAGCGGCUUGACGCGGAGCAUUGCCCAGCUUGUCGCCAACAUGGUGCUGCGGCGGAGAGACACGUUUCGCCCGCUCGCGAAUCGAAAACCG
Laetiporus sulphureus 93-53 is the source of this 681-nucleotide messenger RNA. RefSeq lists its product as uncharacterized. The annotation marks the transcript as partial. Lineage: Eukaryota; Fungi; Basidiomycota; Agaricomycetes; Polyporales; Laetiporaceae. The record is from RefSeq and is a predicted model, not a curated record. The transcript has a single exon.